GUUUUUUCGAAAGGGAUGGAAUUUAAUUCGAAACAUCGAAAAUUAUCCAAAACUAAAAAUUCUGUUCGUACUCCUUCAUCCACGAAGCCGCGUUUGACUAAGAAGAAGGUAUCUACUAGAAAACGAAAAUGCGUGUGCCUUCCUGAAAAUUAUUCAGUAGUAGAAUUCCCAGCGAUAUGGAAUGAAUUGCGACAGAAUGGUCAGCUGUGUGAUGGCACAAUCGUAUGUAGGGAUAUGAAACCAAUUCGAGUGCAUCGGGCGAUACUUUCAGCGGUCAGUCCCUAUUUCAGAGCAAUAUUUAUAAACUCUUUAAAGAAGGGAGAGCCAGAAGAGACGGAAAUCUUCGUCGAUGUCCCUAGUUAUUACAUGGGCUUAAUUCUUGAUUAUGCCUAUACAGGGACGUGUACAGUAACCGCUGAAAAUGUAGAAUAUUUGUUGCCUUACGCGGAUCAAUUUGACGUGGUCGGUGUUAUACAACUAUGUUGUCAAUUUCUCUUGCGUGAGUUGAGGCCCCACAAUUGUCUUGGGAUAUUUAAGUUUGCUAGGUGUUAUUUCUGUGGGGAAUUAGAGAAAAAAGGAAAGUUGUAUAUAAGACAGAAUUUUAGCAGAAUACUUAAAGAAUGUAGUGAAUUCAAAUCGCUCUCUUAUGAAGAAUUAGAAGACGUACUAAGAGACGAUGAAUUGAAUGUACGAAAUGAAGAAAUAGUAUUCCAAGCAGUUAAAACAUGGGUAGAACAUGAUUUAGAUAACAGAAGAAAGUGUAUUCCAUCGCUGUUAGCCUGUGUACGAUUUGGUCACAUUAGUUACAAAUAUUUUAAAUCAAAAAUUCUACAGUGGCAGCCGGUUCUAGAAGAUGAGAAGUGCCAGGAAGCAUUGUACCCAGCGGUGGUGUUUUUAACAUUAUUGGACUCAAGAGCCGGAACAGAGGCUGAUCUUAAUGAUCCGCUGGCAAGACCUCGGAUACCUUACGAAAUACUCUUCGCUGUUGGUGGCUGGAGCGCUGGUAGUCCCACUAGCUUCGUUGAAACUUAUGACACAAGAGCCGAUCGAUGGUUCCUCUCUAUCCACAUGGAUUUGACGCCUAGAGCAUAUCACGGGCUUUGUACUCUAAAUAACCUGAUCUACAUGAUCGGAGGUUUCGACGGCAGCGAUCAUUUCAACACCGUGCGAUGCUAUGACCCAGUCGCCAACACUUGGCAUGAAAGAGCUUGUAUGUAUCAAGCAAGAUGUUAUGUCAGCGUUGUCGCGCACGACGGUCUAAUUUACGCAUUGGGAGGGUACAACGGUCGCACGCGUAUGUCGUCAGUGGAGCGAUACUACCCGGACAAGAACCAGUGGGAGAUGACCACGCCCAUGAACAAACAGCGGUCCGACGCCAGUGCCGCGUCUUUGACGGGCAAGAUUUACAUAGUGGGCGGAUUCAAUGGUCAAGAGGUGCUAAGCUCGGCUGAAGUGUUUGACCCUGAGACAAAGCAGUGGAGCUUCAUCAGAUCAAUGCUCAGCCCUCGGUCGGGAGUCAGUCUCAUCGCAUACCGAGACUGUCUGUAUGCACUCGGCGGAUUCAAUGGUUACAGUCGAUUAAAUACUGGCGAAAGAUUCAAUCCUCAACGAGGUGGCGAGUGGCAGGAAGUAACAGAGAUGUUCAGCGCUCGGAGUAAUUUCGCCACGGUACUACUCGACGAUAUGAUCUUUGUCAUAGGAGGAUUUAAUGGGUCGACGACGAUCCCCCACGUGGAGUGUUACGACGGCGACACGAUGGAGUGGUACGACGCUGCGCCCAUGAAUCUGAACCGGUCCGCCCUCAGCGCAUGCGUGCUGGCCGGACUGCCGAACGCGCGCUCUUUCUCCUACCUCGCCAAGGCGGUGCCCGCCGCCGGCGCAGAUCAAGCACAUCACCCCUGAAAAUUGGCCCAAAAUACUUCUGUUCGCAUCAACCAAAUUCAGCUCUCGAAGAUCCCCAAAUAUCCUUCGCGCUAUUUAAAUUCCACGUAAAUGAUAGGUACCACCAACGUCACUAAGCUUUUUCGGAUGCGAGAC
Messenger RNA from Hyposmocoma kahamanoa, 2037 nucleotides. Its product is annotated as kelch-like protein 10. NCBI's taxonomy places the organism in Eukaryota, Metazoa, Arthropoda, Insecta, Lepidoptera, Cosmopterigidae. The record is from RefSeq and is a predicted model, not a curated record. The transcript has 7 exons. The coding region runs from base 16 to 1902 and encodes 628 amino acids. Gene Ontology annotation, molecular function: protein binding.